AUGCGCACCACCAUCACCAUCCCACUAACCCUACUCUCCCUCCUCACUCUCGUCACAGCCCAAUGCCGAAACCUCAUGCCCGUCGCUGCUCAAACGGUUUCCAGCUCGGAGCCGGAUCGGGUUUUCCCUAAUGUUGCGCCGGGGGAUGGACAGACGGGGACGGUGAUUAUUACCGAUAAUAGUGAUUUGUGUGAGUUUCUUUGUUCUUUGCUCUUUUAUCAGGAGUCGUAGGCAGGAUAGAACUGUGAUGGGAUGGUGGGAAGUUGAGGUUGAAGUUGAAGUUGAAGUUGUACUGAUUCGUUGUAGUCCAUAGUGAUAAUCAACCUGGUAUUGCUACUUUCCAUGGUAUGUCCUCCUCCCUUCCUCCUCUUCCCCUCUCUUUCCCUCCACCAUCAACUUCUUCUCCUUCCUCCCCAACGCCUUCCACAACACCCCCAUCACCUACAACACAGCCUACACCACCAACAAGAUCGCCAACCGCCACAACGCCGCUAUCAACGCGCUCCUCUGGGAUGGCUCUCUAGCACGUAAGCAGGUCCCGUGUCCGACGGCUCUCCCUGGGGUGGGGUUUGGAGAGGCGUAUUUUGGGAUGGAGUUGAAUAUUUUUGGGUUGGGCGGGGUGAUUCCGGGGAAGAAGCAUUGGAGUUUGAGUGAGACGGGAGGGGAGGGAGGGGUGUGGAAUGGGGUUUUUAUGCAGGUUGAUUGUUAG
Molecule: messenger RNA, 709 nt
Organism: Hymenoscyphus albidus
Lineage: Eukaryota; Fungi; Ascomycota; Leotiomycetes; Helotiales; Helotiaceae
Source: the annotation of a GenBank genome assembly